Lampris incognitus (smalleye Pacific opah) is the source of this 6852-nucleotide messenger RNA. Its product is annotated as trichohyalin. The record is from RefSeq and is a predicted model, not a curated record. The transcript has 32 exons. Bases 1 to 6852 code for a protein of 2283 amino acids. Lineage: Eukaryota; Metazoa; Chordata; Actinopteri; Lampriformes; Lampridae.
AUGGCUGAAGCCAGUGGUUUGAAUGGAGCAGUAUUACCACCGAAUACCUCUGCGAAGUCAAAGGGGUCGGGACUGCUUGGGAAGCUGAGCGUCUCUGUGCAGCUGGUGAUCGCUCUGGUUGCUCUCCUCUCAUGGAUAGGUGUGGGCGUAGUGAUGUUUGACUUUGUGGAGUACAAGGCAAUCCCUGACAUUCAAGAAAUCAUUUUGGAUCCCAUGCAAGCUGUAAAUGAUGCUGCGGAUGAAGUAUCCAGCCUGCUCAACAAGGUUCAAGAAUGCUCACCCGAUUUAAACGACCCGAUGUCAGUGGCCGGUUAUGUGGCUGAAGAAAUAACCGAAGCAAAAGAUGUCUUUGUUCGCUACUUUUCUGAUGAGGGAGGAAACUUCUACCUUAGUUAUGUUGACCCUGUGGUCAUCGGGAGAGAAAUCUUCCAUUCUACCAAUGACUUCAUAUGUGGAGUGGUGGGAUCCUUCAGAGACAUGCUUUGUGCCAUCUUGGAUACCGUACUGGACACUGUUUUCGAUACACAUAAAGGAGAGAUUGAUCUUAGUCCCAUUGACCCUGUGGUAAUAGGACGAGGGGUCUUCGACAUUACUAAUGACUUUAUUAGUGGAGCGGUGGGCUACAUCCAGGACGUGCUCUGUGCUAUCGUGGACACCAUUCUGGAUGUAGUCAAAGGAACUACAGACAUCAGCUAUAUGGACCCGGUGCUCAUUGGCCGUGGUGUCUUUAGUGUUGUUAAUGAAUCCGUCAGUGGAUUAGUGGGCUAUGUCUGCAAUGGACUGUGUGGCAUCAUAAAUACUGUCCUGGACAUAGCAAAAGGAACCACUGACGUUAGGUUUAUUGACCCCGUGGUCAUUGGCAGAGACGUCUUCAGUGUUACUAACGACUUUGUGAGUGGAAUAGCUGGCUACAUCUGUGAUGUGCUCUGUGCUGUCUGUGACACAAUACUGGAUACUGCAAAAGGUGUCCAGGACGCUGUGGGAUUCAGCCCCGUGACGGUUCUCAGCAGAUUAGUGGAUUUCAUCACUGAGCAGAUGAACAUGCUCGUGGGCUACUUCUCCAGCUUGCUGUUUGGCGAACAAGGGAUAAUUCCUGAUGUGACCAUUGAUCCUAUGCAAGUGGUCACAGACGCCAUCGUGGAGAUGACGGACAAGAAAGACUUGUUCCUGGGUUACAUGUCCAGCAUGAUUGUUGGUGAUCAAGCGACAGAUGACAACGUGGAAGACACAGAACAGGAGCCAUCAUUGUAUGAUGAGGAAAUCUCUGAUGCUGACAGUCAGACGGAGGACAGAGAGGAAAAGGCAGAAGGAGUAGUAGAAGAAGAGGAGGAAUUUAAAUCAGAGGAGGAAUCAGUAGAAGAAGAAAAGGAUGAGGAGUCAACAUCAGAGGAGGGAACAGAAGAUGAAAAAGAGGACAGGUUAACAUCAGACGAGGAAGAAGAAAAGGAGGUGGAGUUAACACCAGAGCAAAAGGAGGAGGAAGAGCUUAAAUCAGAGGAGAAAGCAGUAGAAGAAGAAAAGGAUGAGGAGUCAAUAUCAGAGGAGGGAGCAGUAGAAGAUGAAAAAGAAGAGGAGUUAACAUUAGAGGAGGAAGAAGUAGAAGAAGAAAAGGAGGCAGUGUUAACAUCAGAUGAAGAGGAAGAAGUAGAAGAAAAAAAGGAGGCAGUGUUAACAUCAGAUGAAGAGGAAGAAGUAGAAGAAGAAAAGGAGGACGAGUCAACAUCUAAGGAGGAAGAAAAAGAAAAGGAAGAGGUGUUAACAUCAGUGGAGCAGGUAGCAGAAGAAGAGGCCUUAAAACCAGGGAUGGAGGUAGCAGAAGAAGAGGAGGAGGAGUUAACACCAAGGGAGGAAUUAAUAGAAAAAGAAGAACAGUUAAAAUCAGAGGAAGUUGUAGAAGAAGAGGAGAUGGAAAAAGAAGAACAUGAUCAAACCAGAUAUGAUGAUGCCAGCGAUGACAGUCAUGAAGAAGAGGGCGAUGAGGAAGAGCAAGAGGAGGGUCAGGAGAUCAAGGAGAGAGAUUCUCAUUUUGUUCUAGAUGAAGAUGAUGGUGAACAUGACGAUGAUGAAGAUAAAGAUCUUGACAUUAGCGAAGAGAAAGAGAACAUCAAGCUGGCUGAGACUGGCAUAAGAGUUCAAGACAUAAAAGUUGUCCAAGUAGACCAAGAAGAAGAAACGGAGGACAAUAGGGUUGUGCAUGAUGAUGAAGAGAAAGAAAAACAGGACGAGGAUGAUGAUGAGAAGGAGAUCAAGAUAGAGUGGGACAUGGAGGAAGAAGAGGUGGAGAGGGAAGAUGUAGAGGAGGAGCUUGUGGAGAAGAAGGAGGAGGAAGAGGACAAAGAGGAAAGGGAUGAAAGGGAACCAUCAGUCAAACAACUUGCUCUUGAAAUUCUGGCAGCAGAAGAGUUUGAUUUCAACAAUGUCAGGUCUGAAACUCAUCUUGACAACGAGAAACCAUCAACAACUUUAUCACCUGACUCAGAUGAUGAUGAUGAUCUGUCUGACAUCAUUUAUGAUGAUGAUGAAAACAACAACAACAACAGCGAGAGCAAAAAAACUGAUCAUAACCGACGGAGAAAGGUUCAUAUUCCCUUUGAGAGGGUCAGACGGAUGGGAUCCAGGGCUGGCCUCAAACAAGAAGACCCAUUCAAGAGCAAAGACGAACAAGCCAUUCAGGACCACAGAGAACUCAAGGCCACCGAAACUAAAAAAGAGGAAAAGGAGGAACAAGGCAAAACUGAGAAAAAAGUAAUGAAAAAAGAUAAAGAGCAGCAGCCAGAGAAGAGCAAACCUGAGACAGAACCCAUUGUGAAGAAAACAGAGAAGCCACAACCCAAAGAAGACACCAAAAGGGGAAGAGAACUUAAGCCUUCUAAAGACAAGAAACCUUCAAAAGAGGAGUUGGAAUUAAAGGAAGAGGCAAAACUUCUGAAGAAGAAAGACACUCUGAAAAUUAAAAAAGCAGAAGGACCCAAGAAAAAGCCUGCCAAAGAGAAGAAAGAGAUGAAGAAAGAGGUUGAACCUCCUAAGGAAAAAGAUGCCAAAAAGCCAGGUAUCACAUUCACAGAUGUUGUCUAUGAGAAACAAGAAAAAGAACCAAAGAAGGAAAAAGAACCAAAGAAGCCCUCUAGAGAGGACGAAGAGAAGAAAAAGGCUAAACCUAUAAAUAAAGAUACUAAAAGGACAGAGGAGAAGCCUCACAAGAGACCCUCCAAAGAAGAAAAAGAGGCUACAUUUCUGAAGAAGAGAGACACUCAUGAACCAGAAAAGAAAGAUGAAGAACCAGACAUACCUUUCACAGAAGACAAAGAAGUAAAGAGGCCUUCUAGAGAGAAAGAAGGACUCAGGAAGCCUUCUAAAAAAGAUGAAGAGUCAAACAAACCUAUCAAAGAGGAGAGAGAACUCAAGGCAAAAGUACUGAAGAAACCUUCUAAAGAAAAGAAGGAACCAGCAAAGCCUCAAAAAGAGGAGGAAGAGCUGGAGGAGCCUAUAACACAAGAAAAAGAUGCAAUUAAACCUUCUAAAGAAGAGCAUGAACUAAAGAAACCUUCUGUAGAUGAGAAAGAACAAAAGAAGCAUUCUAAAGAGGAAAAGGAACUUAAAAAGCCUUCUAAGGAGGUGAAAGAUCUAAAGAAAACUAAAGAAGAGAAAGAAACAACAAAGCCUUCUAAAGAAGAAAAAGAAUUAAAAAAGCCUUUGAAAGAGGAGAAAGAACCAAAGAAGCUUUCUAAAGAAGAAAAAGAACUAAAGAAGCCUUUGAAAGAGGAGAAAGAACCAAAGAAACCUUCUAAAGAAGAGAAAGAAGUAAAGAAACCCUCUAAGGAAGAGACCAAACCAAAGAGGCCUUCUAAAGAGAAGGAACCACAUAAGCUUUCUAAAGAAGAGAAAGAACUAAAGAAACCCUUCAAAGAAGAAAAAGAACCAAAGACACGUUCUAAAGAGGAGCAAGAACCAAAGAAGUCUACAAAAGAAGAGAAAGAUCUAACAAAACAUUCUAAAGAGGAGACAGAACACACAAAACCUUUUAAAGAGGAUAAAGCUAUAAGGAAACCGUCUAAAGAGGAGAAAGAGCCAGCAAAACCUUCUAAAGAGGAGAAAGAACAAAUGAAGCCUUCUAAAGACGAGAAAGAACCAAAGGAGCCCUCUAAAGAAGAAAAACAAUUAAAGAAACCUUCUAAAGAGGAGAAGGCACCAAAGAAGCCUUCAAAAGAAGAGAAAGAACCAAAAAAGAAAGAAGAAAAACAACUAAAGAAACCUUCUAAAGAGAAGAAAGAACCAAAGAAGCCUUCAAAAGAGGAGAGAGAGCUAACGAAACCUUCUAAAGAGGAGAAAGAACCAACAAAACCUCCAAAAGAGGAGAAAGAACCAACAAAACCUAAAGAGGAGAAAGAUCUAAAGAAACCUUCUAAAGAGGAGCAAGAACCAACAAAACCUUCUAAAGAGGAGAAAGAGCCAAAGAAACCUUUAAAGGAAGAGAAAGAUCUAACGAAACAUUCUAAAGAGGAGAAAGAACCAACAAAACCUUCCAAAGAGGAGAAAGAACCAACAAAACCUAAAGAGGAGAAAGAUCUAAAGAAACCUUCUAAAGAGGAGCAAGAACUAACAAAACCUUCUAAAGAGGAGAAAGAACCAACAAAACCUCCAAAAGAGGAGAAAAAACCAUCAAAACCUUCUAAAGAGGAGAAAGAGCCAAAGAAACCAUUAAAGGAAGAGAAAGAUCUAACAAAACCUUCCAAAGAGGAGAAAGAACCAACAAAACCUAAAGAGGAGAAAGAUCUAAAGAAACCUUCUAAAGAGGAGAAAGAACCAACAAAACCUUCUAAAGAGGAGAAAAUGCCAAAGAAACCUUCAAAGGAAGAAAAAACUCUAAUGAAACCUUCCACAGAGGAGAAAGAACUGAAAAAGCCUUCUAAAGAGGGAAAAGAACUGGAGGAGCUUACAAAAGAAGCAAAAGAACCAGGGAAACCUCCUACAGUGGAGAAAGAAUUAAAGAAACCUUCUAAAACAAUGAAGGAACCAGAGAAGCCUUCCAAAGACAAGAAAGAUAUGGAGGAGCCUACCAAACAAGUAAAAGAACAAAUUAAACCUUCUACAGAGGAAAAAGAUCAUAAGAAGCCUUCUAAAAAGGAAAAGGAAACAAAGGAGCUUUCUAAAGAGGAGAAGGAAGUGAAGAAGCCCAAAAAAGAAGAUGGCAAGAAGCCCUCUAGAGAAGAAAUAAAACCAACAAAGCCCACUAAAGAUGAGACACAUGAGAAAAAAAUUAGGCCCUCUAAACAGGCAAAAGAAUCAAUGAAACCUUUCACAGAAGAGAAAGAAAUCAAGAAGCCUACAAAAGUAGAGGAAGAACAUACAAAGGCUCUGCAUGAUGAAAAAAAGCAGAAGCCCUCUAAAGAGGUAAAGAAGCCACACAAAGAAGAGAAAGAACCGAAAAAGCCUGAAGAGUCAAAGACAGUCGAAACAAUUCCAAAAGAAGAAAAAGAGCAAAAAAAGCCGUCUAAACAGGAGAUAAAAUUGGAGGAGCCUUCCCAGCAGGAAAAGGAACCAAAGAAGCCUUCUGAAGAGAAAGAAGUGAAGAAACGCCCAAUAGGCGAGAAGGAACAGAGGACACCUUCCAAAGAAAAAGAACGAAAGGGGCCCUCUAAACAAGAGAAAGAAACAGUGAAACCUCCCAAAGAGGAGAAAGAAGUCGCUCACCAAAAAGACAAGGAGCUAACGAAGCCUUCCAAAGAAACAAAGGAACUAGAGAAACUUAGUGAAGAGAUAGAACUACCAAAACCUUCUAAAGAGGACAAGGAACUUAGGAAGCCUUCCAAAGAAAUGACAGAACGAAGGAAGACUCCUAAGGAAGAGAGAGAGCCAACAAAACCCUUUAAAGAGGUGAAAGAAGUCAAGAUGUCUAUCAAAGACGAGAGGGUAUCAAAGGAGACUGAACCUUUAAAGAGGAAAGACAUCAAGACAGAAGAACCUAAGGAGAAGCCUUCUAAAGACAAGGUGAAGAAAGACACUCUUAAAAAGGACAUAGUUAAGGAUAAAAAGACAGAUGAUGAACCCAAGGCGCCUGUGAAGGAGGUCAAAGUUGUCAAGAAAGAGAUGGUUUCCAUCCUUAAAAAGGCACACCUUAAUGUUACGAAAGCAGAGGAAACAAAGAAGAAACAUGCCGAAGAGGUGAAGAAGGAAAAGAGAGUGGAGCUGCCCGACAAAAGAGCCACUGUUAAAAAAGCAGAUGACAAAGCCAAGACACCCAUGAAGGCAGUGAGAGGUGUUAGAGAGGAAGCUGUCUCUGUCCUGAGGAAGGCACGUCUAGAUGUUACUAAGACAGCUGUGGAAGCACUCAAACAGUCAAAGGAGCUUAAGGAGAAAACCAAACCUGAGCCUCCAAAGAAAGAGGCUCCCAAGGAGAAAGCCAAAGCAGCCCCUGCUAAGAAAGAGCCUGAGAGCGCUCACAGAAACGCUUCUCUGGUGAAAGAGAAGAUCAAAAUAGUUCCAAUGAGGAGAGAAACUAAGGUGCCAAAGGAGAAAGCCAAAGCAGCACCUGCAAAGAAAGAACCUGAGGCUGCUAAAGAGAAGUCCAAGCCAACUCCAUCAAAGAGAGAGGCCGAGGUUCUCAAAGAGAGGGUCAAACAGACACCUUUGAAAGAAGAACUGGAGACUCCUAAACAGAAGGUCAAACUUGCUGCAGUGAAGAAAGAAAAAACUAUCGAGAAGAAAACCACCAAAGAAGCGAAAGCCAAAGCAGAGCCAGUCAUAACAGACAGCUAUAUCAUGGAAGAUGAGAUGCCCUAUUUCCAGUGCUUCUUCGUCGAUGAGGAUGAGGCCCAGUUUCCAUUUUAUGCCUUCUCGCCACUGCAGAUGUGA